GCUACGACCAGCCACCUCAGCAGCUCAGUCCACUUGGUAAUCGGGCAGUUUUGCUUUAAAGAAUUGUAACAUCGAAGAGUUGCAAGAGUUGACCGUAUUUUCUCCUGCUACGAAAUAUCUAUAAGCUGCCUACCUUAGGUACCUAUAUACUACUUGCACCAACUGGGAGGUUGUUCACCACCUACUAUCGUUGCCACCGCUGCUUUUACCUGUUGUUGUUCCAGAAGGCGCUCUUACACGUAGCCCCAACCCCUGUUCGUCCUCUGUUCGUUCCUAUUAGGUUAGGUGUUACUGCUUCCCCAGCCCGCUAUUUUUCGAGGGCUGUAUUCCGCAACACUUCCAACCUUAACCUUUUCUCACUUCCAUUCAAAUCAUCCGUUAUCGAACUUACUUUGGUAUUUUGCUUAUAGGUGAUCUACGUAACUGCGACCAAGGUUUCUCGGAUCGCGUCUAGAUUUCUUGCGUCGUGAUUCGUAUUAUACCUUUGCUUACUCCACCGCUUCGCGCGUGGUAUGCCGGCCACGAUCUUGCGAUGAUCUUAUUUGAAUAAAUGUCGUCGUCGUACGAUUCUUCGAGAUCCCGCCGGAGGGGUGUCUGGGGCCACUGGGUUCCUAUUGUCGUUACCCUUACCGUCGCGACCGUCGGUGUCGCUGCUUGGGCAUGGAGCCAACGGAGUAACGAACGCGAAGACGAGGAGAGCGAUGUUGAGCCGGCCGAUCUCGACUACGAAAAUGCCGAUUAUGGCGAGAACCCCCCGUACGGCGCGACGUCGCGUCCUUCUAUUCGGCCUGAUGAUGUAGGCCACGGCGCGGGAGAAAUACAUCCAGAGGCAAGCGGCGUUUCUGCCGGAUGGGGCUCGCGACGUACACCAAGCCCGCAUCGUUUCUUUUCCAGCGCAAGCAAGACCGUUGCAGCAGGAGUGGCGGGAGUUGGCGCGGCCGUUGGUAGCGCCUUGGCUGCUAUUCGAGAUGAUGAUAAGGACGCAUAUGCCGACCACGAGACUUGGUCGGAGGAAGCCGAAGCUCGUAAGGAAAAGCCGGCCCCGCCUCAGCCUAGAGACUCGACUAGGCGCCGGAAAACGGUCGCGAUCGUGGUCUCGGCAAAUACGAAUACAAAUGAUCUUGAUGCGGAAGGCUUCCACGAGCAUGCUUCUAUCCUCUCCCAUAUACCUCGCAAUAUUGAUUUUUCUAAAAUCAAGCUGUUUGUCUUGAUCUAUGCACCCGGCCUCAAGGAUUCCGCCCUUGAAGCGUCGGCCAGUAACCUUCCUCCGGCAUCUUUGAGUUCAUCAUUCUCAAAUAUUGCGAAUGAGCAGAGUCAAACCCCAGGGGAGGAGGACAAAAGCCCAACUUUAAGCUCUAAUACGGCUAACACGCCCUUCCAAUUGGUGUAUUCGCAGGCCUCGGCCUUGGUAGAAAAGGAAGCGAUGAUCUUGCCGUUUACAUCCCCUAACGGCCACGUUCAUAUCCUUCGUCACCUACAACCCGAGGUAAUAUACCUCCAGGAAUCUCUAGCCGGAGACAACGGAGGUGUAAUUACCCAAUUGCAGACCUGGCUUAAGUACGACGUUAUUCUUGUCGUCGGAGCCGACGAUGGUCAUGGCGGGCUCGCAGAUAGCGAUUCGGAGGCCGAGAAACCGGAGAAGGAGACCGAAAAGAAGAAUGACCUAUGGUGGCAGCGGGAGGAACGGGUAGGACGAGGAAGAGGAGUGGUAGUGGUGGAUAGUCUAAGGGUUGGUGACGAUUGGGCGCGGCGGGUGCAAGGUAAGGAGUGAUGAUAUCUUGUAAGAUAUCACUCUACGAAUGGUGACACGAGCAGCAUGCAUGAACUGGUGAUUUUUCUUUACGAUUUCUAGAUGGAAUAUUGACGCUAGGUUACGCCAUGGUAGAUAUAUGAUUUACCGCUUCUAUAUCCUUGGGUUGGUUGCGCUUCAGUUGGGAAGUAAUAAAUAUGUUUUGGGGCUGCUGGACUUUACUAG
Daldinia loculata is the source of this 1975-nucleotide messenger RNA. RefSeq lists its product as uncharacterized. The transcript is spliced from 3 exons. Lineage: Eukaryota; Fungi; Ascomycota; Sordariomycetes; Xylariales; Hypoxylaceae. The record is from RefSeq and is a predicted model, not a curated record. The coding region runs from base 551 to 1771 and encodes 406 amino acids.